GUCCAUAUAAAAGUAGCCUCAGGUUUUUCCUCUAUCUAUUCUCUCAGAUGUAUUAUCUGCAAUUUUACAAGUAUGGCAUUUUCAGUUUCCAUGAAACAUGGGCAAUUGUUUUUAGCAGUAGUUCUUCUCUGUAUGUCUGUGUUUUGCUGCAACAUAGGGAAGGCAUAUGAUGAGGAAGUGCCUCAGACAGGCACAGGCCUUGCAGGAUAUGAUCCUUUCACAGGUUCAGGCGUUGUAGGACAUGUGCCUCAAACAGGUAUUGGCGUUCUAGAAGAUGAGCCGGCUGGAAUUCUUGACAAAGCCUUGCUGUGUUUUAAUGAGAAACAUAUUUACAGCAGCUGCGAAGAAGCCUAUAGAUUAACCGAGACUGGAGAUAUCAAAGUGCCUUAUGCAUAUGUUGAACAAUAUUGCCAUGGGCCAUGCCUCUCAGAGACCCAUUUGGUGCUCAAUUGCGUAGAAAACGUUAUGAAGCACUUUGUAUUCUACAAUAAGGCUACCAUAGAGGCUAUUAGAGAAACAAUCAAGGCAGGAUGCAGCUAUGGCCCUGAAAGAGGUGACUUCAAUGUGGCUGAGCACCUUCAAGCUGAAGAAAACAGAGCAGACAAGACUCAAAUCAAGAUUCUCUCUGGACUUGGCUUGGCAAUCAUAGGGCAUACCAUACUGUUCUAAUAUUUAUGACGAUGGUACAAUUAUUUGUUUAAGGCAUAUGGAAGAAUACAGUUCUCUUUCGCCACUGCUAUGUAACUCUCAUGGAGUAAAACAAUAAUAAGACUAUAUAUGUAUCUUUUCAAACUGGACUUGCUGGGUGUCUUCUUGGCCCUCCAGUAGUAAACUCCCUGCAAAUUUCUUAUUUCACCUGUAAUUUACUCAACCUGUAAUUGGUUGUAAUUAAUAAAUCAGUGAUUUUAGAAAUUCAAA
Molecule: messenger RNA, 918 nt
Organism: Manihot esculenta (cassava)
Lineage: Eukaryota; Viridiplantae; Streptophyta; Magnoliopsida; Malpighiales; Euphorbiaceae
Exons: 4
Coding region: 73-669 (198 amino acids)
Source: RefSeq, a predicted model, not a curated record